Daucus carota subsp. sativus is the source of this 2612-nucleotide messenger RNA. Its product is annotated as mitotic spindle checkpoint protein MAD1. Bases 124 to 2271 code for a protein of 715 amino acids. Lineage: Eukaryota; Viridiplantae; Streptophyta; Magnoliopsida; Apiales; Apiaceae. Gene Ontology annotation, cellular component: mitotic spindle; kinetochore; nuclear envelope. Gene Ontology annotation, biological process: attachment of mitotic spindle microtubules to kinetochore; mitotic spindle assembly checkpoint signaling. The transcript is spliced from 16 exons. The record is from RefSeq and is a predicted model, not a curated record.
UAACCAGGGGGUUUAUUCGGACACCCGGUAUAUGCAAACGAAUAAACAAAAUAGCGCCAUACAAAUUACAAAUCAAACUCAGAAGUCAGAAACCAAGGGUUUAUCAAAUUAGACGAGAUCGAGAUGAUUGUACGGACGCCACCUCGGAAACGCAAGGCCGAUUCGACGGCACCCGAAAGCCCCAAUUCCGACCACCGUCUCAUCAUUUUUGAGGAUCUUCCGGCGCCGGAGCCGUCUCACCAGCCCUCCCAACAUAUGCUUUGCACUUAUCAAUGCCGUCAGAUGGUUAAAGCCGACUUUUUCGAUGCUCUGAACAGUGCGGAGAAGCAGGCACGCGAUUCUCAAUCGAAAAUUGAGGCUCUGACUGAUGAUUUCGGAAAAUCAGAAUCCGAGCGGAAGAAAUUCCGAGAGCAGUUCUUGUAUUCAGAGCAAGAACUUGCUGCUGCUAAAGGGCGAGAACAGGCACUGCAAGAUCAACUCAUGAAAGAGGUUAAUGACUCUCAUGAGCGUAUCAAAAAGCAAUUUCAUCAGUAUAGUGAACUUGAGGGGAAGUUGGAAAAUGAAUUGAAUCUUCGUAAAAAAGCUGAAACUUUAGCAGCUUCUGCUGAAGAAAAGGCAAGGCUAUUAGAGAGGCAAUUAAGUAGUCUUACUGAAAGUACAGAGAGGGAAAAAAGCCGUCUUCAGAAGGAGGUUAUCCAGAUGGAAAGAGAGGCUAAACUUUCUGUUUCAAGGAUAAGUGCAAAUAUGGAAAGAAUGGAAUGCAGAGCAAAACAUGCUGAGACAGAAUCAAGGAUAUUGAAGGAGCAACUGGAAGAACUUAGGACACGACUUAAUGAGUGCUUACACCAGAAGAAUGAGGUGGAAAAAAAGCUAUCCAGUUUAAUGUCUCAAGAGAGUACAUCUACAGAUUCUAGUGUUUUAGUGAAGCACCUGCAAGAGGAGCUUAAACACUAUGAGUCUGAAGUUUGUGAGGCAAAAAAGUUGAGAUCUACUCAUGAAGAUGUUGAAUUGCUGAAAGAGAAAUAUAUAGAAGAGAAAGCUCGCAGAGAAAGAGCAGAAUUGGAUCUAACUAAGCUACAAGAUGUCCAGUUGAACACAACGAAGUUAGAGGAUGAAUUAUCUGCUUGGAAAUCAAUGAUGCAGGAAAUUCCUGGUGUAUCAUGUGCUGAUGAUGUGCCUCUUAAGUUUGCAGGUUUACAGAAAGAGGUAGUUGAUGGCAUGAUGAAAUUCGGGGAAACCACCGAGCGCCUGAAAAAGCUUGAGGUGGAUUUAGAAGCUGCAGAAGUGGGUAAGCAAAAUGCUGAAGCUGAUACGAUUUUGGCAAAAGAGAUGCUAGAAGCGUCAAAAACAGAGGUCAAACAUAUCAAAAUGAUGCUCUCUUCUGUUACUGAGGAAAGAGAUCGGCUGAAAUAUACUAUUGAGGAGUUCAAGAAGAACAAGAAUGUUGAAGCAGGUGGCGAAGUGGUCCCUGGAAAUAUUACUCAGCAGGAGCUUGAGUCAUCUCUUGUGAAGAAAGAAGAAUACAUAAAAGAGCUGGAGAAAAUUUUAUUUACUGAAAAAGAAGCGAGUACUCGCCGGCAGAAUGAAAUAAAGGUGCUCACCGAUAGGCUGAAUGAUGAGGCAAGAAGAAUAAAAUCAUUGGAGAGAGAAGGUGACCGUCUCCGUUCUGAGAUAUCGCUCUUGGAGUCAAAGCUGGGUCAUGGCGAUUAUUCAUCUGCAAGCACAAAAGUUCUACGGAUGGUAAACACUCUAGCCGUUGACAGUGAGGCAAAACAAACAAUCGAAGCUUUGCAGACCAAGUUACAAGAGACAAAGGAGAAACUACAAGCUGUUGAAGAAUUAAAGCAGUCAGGUAAUUCUGGCGCAAGUGUUGAUUCAUAUAUAUCUGGAAAGAUUGUGCAGCUUAAAGAGCAAAUUGCAACACUAGGAAAACGCGAGGAAAGAUAUAAGACUGUUUUUGCGGAUAGAAUCUCAGUAUUUAGAAGGGCAUGCUGUGAUAUGUUCGGCUACAAGAUUCUUAUGGAUGACCACCAUCGUGCUGAUGGGAUUCCUGUCACUCGUUUUACAUUGCACUCAAUUUAUGCUCAAAGCGAUGACGAAAAGCUUCAAUUUGAAUAUGAGUCCGGGAAUACCAAUAUUAUUGAAAGUGACUACACAUCGCAGCCUGAGAUAUCCCGUCAGGUUGAUAUAUUUAUUCGAAAAAUGAACUCAAUUCCAGCUUUCACUGCCAACUUGACUGUAGAGUCAUUCAACAAGCGGACACUUUCCUGAGGUCUAGCUACUCAAUUGCGUUGUUCCACCACCCCAAAUGGGGUUUGCUUGUAUAUCGAUUACAUUCCUUUUCAAACUUAUGUGAAUUUUAUUUCCCUAUUGUUAGUGAUGGUUAUAGAUUGUGCUAGACCUAAAAGAUCCUGCUUGUUUGGUCAGAAUCCCUUGGCUGUGUCAUGACAUACAUUCAGAAGGUAGGGAAAGGGUGUUAAAUAAUCAACUACCUAGAACUUGCUCAUCAUUCCUUGUUUUUUUUGUGUCUUCUAUUUUGUUUGAUCAGUUUUGUGUAUAUGAUUCACCCGUCAUAUUCAGAUGAGGAUAUAAAAUGCUCUUUUGAUUUUGCA